AUGCUCCGCGCCCGUGUCGCGUCCUCUCUUCUCCGGGCUCGCCCUACGGCCGCUCGCGUCGCACCGGCGUUCACCCGCCCGUCGUCCAGCGCGCACAGCGAGGAGUCCUUCGAGUCCUUCACCGAACGCUACGUCACCUUCUUCCAGUCCGCGGAGGACCUGUUCGAGGUCCAGCGCGGCCUCAACAACUGCUUCGCCCACGACCUCGUCCCCGCCCCCGCCGUCGUCGAAGCCGCCCUCCGCGCUGCACGUCGCGUCAACGAUUAUGCAACCGCUGUCCGCGUCUUCGAGGGUAUUAAGGCCAAGGUCGAGAACAAGCAGCAGUACCAGGCUUAUCUUGAUGAGCUCAAGCCUGUCCGGGAGGAGCUUGGUGUCCAGACUCAGGAGGAGCUUUUCACGUCGUGA
Molecule: messenger RNA, 405 nt
Organism: Epithele typhae
Lineage: Eukaryota; Fungi; Basidiomycota; Agaricomycetes; Polyporales; Epitheliaceae
Product: COX5A-domain-containing protein
Exons: 2
Coding region: 1-405 (134 amino acids)
Biological process (GO): mitochondrial electron transport, cytochrome c to oxygen
Cellular component (GO): mitochondrial inner membrane
Source: RefSeq, a predicted model, not a curated record